AUGGAAAGCCACUCGAACGAGUGCGAAAAGUUGCAUCCAGGAGAGCCAAGUCGUUGGCUGAUCUUGGAAAGAGCUGCACGUUCGCGCUCAAGAUCGUUGGCGCCUGCACAGCCCUGUGUUGUGUGCUUCGUGCGUGUGCUCGCCGAUGAGCAUCACCGGGGUGCAGCGACAAGGCUGCAGUAUGCCCUGGACUGGUUAGAGCUCCUCGAGUCGCCUGCUGGUUUGGAUGGCACGUUGGGGAUGUCGCAGGGUUCCAUGGCUGCUGCUGCUGCUGCUGCUGCUACUGCCACGGCGCUUGGCGAGGCGCUGGCGUAUCUGAUUCAUGGCAUCGCAACUGCGGUAGCUGCUGGCAGUGCCGAGCUUGCACCAAAUCCGCCGCCAAUGGAGCAGGCCACGCAGCGAGCGUUGAAACCGAGCAGUCGCCAGAGGGCCCUGACCACGUCGCUUCUGCAGGUGCUCUGUCAGAUCACGAGCCGGGCGUUUGACCUUCACAACGCCAUGAGCGGAUGCUGCGUCACGUCCAAAUGCACACAGCAGAUUUCGAGAGCGCGGCCUGAAGGUGACGCCUCCACCCUGGAAACCGUAUACCUCGUUGGGGUUGCUCAUCAUUGUGCCAGCCUGGACGGCGUAUGGCAUGAGAUGCGUGCUUUUCUGCAAUUCUUUGUGGCAGUCGCCCAGUGCCGGGAGAAGGCUGGUCAGCCGCUAGUCGCAAUGCAGCAGUGCCGUUUUGGUUAUCGAGCGGCCGUCACCGGGCCCGUCUCUGAUUCAGCUAGUUGGCGCGAGCGUCUCGGAACCGUUUGCCGUGAUGCGUUUGAGGCGCUGCUCGCCUUCCUCGAUCACGAGCUGCUUCUUCAGUGUAGCCAAGAUCGGGAAACCGCCAUCGAGGCGGCGAAUGCGACGACGCGUGUCUUAUACACCAUGCGCCUGCUCAUGCAAGCUCUGGGAGCGUAUAUGAGCCCCGAGACGGCGCUUUCAUGUUGCACUCGACUGAUGCAACUCGUGUCACAUCGAGCGCUGCGGUGUGCCUGCUCAGCCGACGCCGCCAAUGUGCUCUCCAUGUCGAGCGUCAUGUGUCAGCGCAUAGCUAAGGUGCAACCUCGAAUGCAUUCCGAGAACCUAUUCGUCGGGUGGCGACGGGUCGCCUUGUCGGCGCCAUGGUCGGAUUUUUUGAAACGAUGCAUCGCACAGCCGUACUUCCUCGAGCUGAAUCUCCUCGCGUUGCGCUCCUUGCGUGGCAUGCUGCAGGUGCUGGGGCGCGUCCUCGCAGCCGCAGUGCGCUCUGCCGACGAGAACGCCGUCCUUUGGGAAGACGCAGAGGCGUUGCGCAUUUCCGGCUUCGCGGACUAUGUGGUAGAAUGCAUUUGCUGUGACGGUGCAGUCCUGGAAAAGAAAUCCGGUGACCGUCAGUUACCAGCGGAUGCCGGGAUCGCGGUCCAACCGGGCGCCUCGCUCGCGUACGGUGACGCAGCGCGCGGACCCGCCGGGCAAACCUGGGCAUCGCCGCUGUCAUCGCGACGCUGGACGCAAGACGCACCCCAGCCGGGGCGUCUCGUGACGAGCGAUUCAAGUCAGUUGCGACUCCGCGCCUGCUUCCAGGUUUGCGCGGUACUCCCGUCGGAAGAACUCUCUAGUCGAUCAACGCUCCUGUUCACACUGUGCUGCCAUCAUGCGAGCAAACUUCUUGACGAGCAUGGCUGUCGAGCUCCAGGCUGGAGCAUUUCCAGGGGCGUGCACCAACAGCAAUCGCGAUUUCUGCUCGAACUGCUGACCGUGCUCCGAAAACUGGUCAAGACUACAGGCAUACCCUGUCACGAACAGGUCAUUCGCCAGUUUGCGGCACUGGUGAGCGACUUGUCCCAACAGCGGCAGCGCGCCGGCAUCGGAUGCUCGGCGCCCAUCAGGCACGCGCUGCGCGGGAUGUUCGGAGCCUUGGCCCAGCGCCUGCGCAUCGCCGAAUGCACCAGGUGCCCGGCAGCCGACCAGGAAAGGGUUUUUGCGUCGUGCCUGCUCCAGCAACUGCAACGUGGUAUCGGUGCUGAUCAGGGGAGAUCUUUGUUGGAGACCUUGUACGCAUGCGACAAGUUCCGCGACCUGGUUGAGAGCGCAGCACAAGUUGCGUCCGCUGCUUCCGGGAGCGCUGCGCUUGCUCGCUCGUUUAUCGUUGAGACGCUGCCGACUUGCGUGCUCCAUCGCGCAGCCGUCGAAGCGAGUGGAUUCGCGGACACUGGUACCGUGACUGCGCUCGACGCUAGCGGCGAGCAGGGCCCGUCUCCGGCAGCCAGCACGCGACACCGCGAGCACCAGCGUCGAGUCCGUGAACGCCACGCCACCGGUCGGAUGCCAGCAGUCGACGACGACGACGACGACCAGCAUGACGACAUUGUUGAUGAUGAUGGUGAUGGUGGUGCUGGUGGUGAUGUCGGCGGCGACGACGACGACAACAACAACAACCACGUAUUUUCAUGCGCACAGACGAGCGUCGCGCCGCGGCUCUGGUGCUGGUGGCUCAUCCGGAUCUGGCCAAUCCUGCAACCGCUCGGAAAGAAUCUCGAAGAAUGCCAUCGUCUGAUUCGCGCUGCCCAGCAUCCAAUACUGCUGUGGCGCAUCUCGUUCCUGGCGCUGCACACGGAGCCGUCCAGAACAGAGCUGCUGCCGGCCAUUGCUUCCGUGCUGCAUUCCUUGAUGCGAUGCCUUUGCAAUCUGCCGUGCAUUCGUUACGAAGCAGUGCUACCGGUGGUGUGCUCGGAAGACGAAGCAAGGACGCCAAGGCGUGUACUGCUACACGACGACGACGACGACGACGCGUCCACGGGCGACGCUGCCUCGUCAUUCGUGACCGGCGAGGCGCUGGUCGAGUCGUUGGCAGCGAUGCGGACCUUGCUGGGAUACACUGCGGCGUCGAGUCCAUCGGUUCCGUGCACACCACUUGCCUGGUAUGCGCAGGUUCAGCGGACGCUUCUGGAGAAGCGCGCUCGCCAAGCUGUGCGUUCCGUCCUCGCGCAGCCAACAGGUAGCCAGCGCUUCCACAAAUGCUUCGCUGGUCGGCAACCGGAACUCUUCGACUGGCUGGAUGCGCUCAGCGUAUCGCGAAUGCCAGAGACCAGCGCAGAUCUGUUUCCAGGUACAGAGGUGCGCGGACAGUCCGCGCAAACGACCUGGAAAGACAACGUCAUUUUUCUGUGGAUGCAUUGGGCAGGUAGUCGCUUGCCGGUGAACCUUGUGUCGUGGCUGCUCGAGCAGGUGCCGCUGCACGAAUGGAUGAUGGCAACGUCAUCCGAGGCCACGGAAGCGGUCUCGGAAAGCUGGCGCGUUCACGCGAUCGCUGCUGCGAUUCGUCAGCGAGCGGCGCCAUGGCGGCACUGGCGCCAGGUGCUGUUGCUGACGCUGCGUACCAACGAUCGCGCUCGCUUCGUUCAGUUCGCCGAUGCGUGGUUCAGGUCGCUGCCAGGCCAGUGCCCGAACGCCUCCGAAACACAAGCGCUCAUGGAUGCAAUCCAUCGAAGCCAAGUACUACCUUGGCUUCUCAGUGGGUUGCACGCGUCACUGGAUAGACCGGGAGCACCGGACGCGAGACCGCUGCAGGUACCCGACACCCUGCAUCGACAGGAUUACGCGAGGCGUAUGGCACUGGUUCGGGUUGCUGGUGCACUGCUCUGGGAUGAGCUGCGGCAGCGCGUUCGCCGCGCUGCACACCCGGCGGGCACUUCUCAACUGGUAUCGUCUCGAAGCGAUCUUGCUGCGCAUCUGUGCGAACUUGCUGCCAGCGAGUACGCACUCGGACCUGCAGACCUGCUAUCCGCGCUCUCCGCGAUGCAGGCGUUGGCGUUGACGCUGGUGCAGACCGACGCUGAUGCUGGCGAUGCUGCAGAACGCGCCAGUGCGUAUCUAGGUCACAUGGGACGCAGUGUCGCAUCCUGGCUGCAGCAGGUCAGCGGACAGGAUCACGAUGCUCGCUCGCCGUGCCAGGAACUCGUGCUUGUCGGUUGCCUGGGUUUCGUAGCGAUCAUUGGCGCUGCGAGCACCGUCCGACGUGCGUCCACGCUCCACGCGCUGCGAGUCGUGACGGGUGCGGUGGCUGGCGGCGAGCCCGCCGCAUCGCCGUGGUGUUUCUGGCUGCGAAUCCUCUGGAACGCACCGCCGUUCAGUCGCGUGCAACUGCUGGCGCUUUGGAUCCUGUAUAUUUUCCUUCGCUGGCGCGUCCUGUCAGUGGAGAACGCUCAAGAUCUUGUGUUGCUCCACGGUUUGGGCUGCUGGCUGUACACUGAACGCGAAGCCGCAAUGAUGCACGUUCGCGAUGCUGACUCCGAGUCGUCGCAGUCGACAGAGGAAGCGAUUCCCUGGGCUGCGGAAUUUUUGGCCCUUAUCGGCGUAUUGUCGGCGGCACUGGUUCAGGUUCUCGAGUCCGGCACCGGACGAGACGCGAACCUCGACGCUAUGCAGCGUGCUAGUGCCACGAGCCUGCGCCUGCUCACAACAUCCCCUGGAGACGAAUCCGCUGCAAGCGCGGGUACCGGCGAUGGAUGGACAAAGCAGGAGCUCGCGAGCACCGUCUCGCAUCGGUUACUCUGGCAUGUUGCCGCUCUCGUCGAAUCGCCGCUCCACGUCAUACGCGAUGCUGAGCGACGCAAAUGA
Messenger RNA from Cyanidioschyzon merolae strain 10D, 4632 nucleotides. RefSeq lists its product as hypothetical. The transcript has a single exon. NCBI's taxonomy places the organism in Eukaryota, Rhodophyta, Bangiophyceae, Cyanidiales, Cyanidiaceae. Bases 1 to 4632 code for a protein of 1543 amino acids. The record is from RefSeq and is a predicted model, not a curated record.